Molecule: messenger RNA, 3011 nt
Organism: Chenopodium quinoa (quinoa)
Lineage: Eukaryota; Viridiplantae; Streptophyta; Magnoliopsida; Caryophyllales; Amaranthaceae
Exons: 7
Coding region: 573-2630 (685 amino acids)
Source: RefSeq, a predicted model, not a curated record
AAUACACUCUCUCUUUCACAAGGGCAUUUAAGUAAUUCCACAUCCCAAUCUAUCCAUUCAUUUGACUAGCUCAGCCAAACACGAGUCACAUCCCAAUUGGCCAAUCCACAAACCCUACUAAUCAACUUUAUACCAACAAAAUCCCCAAAAAACCCCUACAAACUCAAUUAAUUCCCCUUCAUGUCCCCACAACUUGCCACGUAAACAAGGGCAAAACCGUCAUUUCACCCUAAACCUCACCGGAAAAUUCCCCUCCGAUAAUCCAAAGUCACCCUCAUUUCUCCCUUUUCCCGAAAACUAUAAAUACUUAUCUUUCUACCCCCCUCCUUUUCUUGCCCUAGACGCCUCCAUUUUCGCCUCUCCUCCGCCGCAACCCCUUUCUCUCUCUAAAUCGUUCUCCGAGCUUCCAUUUUCUCUCUCCUAGGGUUUUUGUUCUUCGUCGAUUCAUCGAUUUCGCCGAUCCGAGGUGUUCCAGCUUUGUAAUUAGGUUUUUUUUUUGAGUUUGAAAUUGAAUUUAUUGGUGGUGGUUUGGUUUGAGUGGAAGAGUGAGUGAUGAUGAUGACGUGGCGGUGAUGGAAGCUGUUGAACUGGCGAUUCCGGUGGAUGUUUCGAAGCCGAAAUUGAUGGGUUCAGACGUUUUUGUUGGAGCUAGGGUUUGUUCUACUGAUGGAGAAGCUCGUGAUUCCGACACCGUUUCGCCUUUUCGUGGUCCGAAAAUUGAUGAAUGCAAUACCUCUUUACAUAAUCAUAGAGGUACUUCCACUGCUUCUGGGCCACCUCCCUGGUUGAAGAAAUCAGAUGCAGCAUUAUGCAGGAACAAUUUUCUUCCAUCUAGAUCAACUACAGAAGAUGUAUCCUUGGGGUUGGUUGACGGGAUUUCAAGUGGUUCUACCAUCUUGAUGUCAGAAUAUGAAGGAAAACAGAUUCAAAGGAAGGUGGGAAAGGUUCCAAGAAAUGGAAGUGGCUUGUUUAAGAAACCCCGAAUGUUGCAAUCGGACAGUUUUUCAUCUCAUGCAGAGGCCGACGAAGUGAAGACAGAAUCAGAUAAGCUUGGCUCGCACCUAGUGAAAUGCUCCAAUGCAGACAAAUCUCAGACAGUUAAACAAAAGAACAAUAUAAAUGGCAGAAGGGGUGAUAGAAGAAGUUCUAAAGUUCCACUGAAGGCAAAAUUUGAUCCAUUUUCGCUGAAAGUUGGCUUGACAAACUUUAGUCCUACAAGUGGAGGAAGCAAUGUUUUUGGAAUAUAUGGUCUCAAGCCAGAUAAUCAUGAUGUCUCAAAACUUUUGGAUGACAUUUCUUUGGAUAAACUCCUUGAUGGAACCUAUAAAUGUUCUAAUCUUGGAAAAGAUAAAGGGAAGAAAGUAGCUAAUCUGACAGAGAAUAUACUGGAUUAUGUUAAAAAGGCUUGUUCUGUUAUUCGGCUUCCAGGGAUGCAACAGGCCAAACAAGCAGAAGAGAUGGAUAUCGAGACCAACAAGAAAAUUCCUUUGUCAUCAUCUCCCUCUAACACAAGUUCGUUAAAUGGUUCUGAUGGUGAUGAUUGUAGUCUUACUACAGGUUUACCCAAAUGUGAAAAGGAUCUGGAAGCGUCUGUAAAGGCUGAAUCUCCUGCUGACAAAAAGGAUUCUCCAUCGUAUCAACCUAGAAAUAUUUUGGAAAGGUUGGCACUUCCUCCACCAAAGGACUUGGACUCUUUGUUGCAGGAUGCAGUGAAGCCAGUGGUAUCCUCAAAGCUUAAUGAUUCACGUAAUGGCAAGACAUUAUCUCAUCGAGUUAGCUUGCCGCCUUUUCCCUGGUCCCAUAAUUUUAACGGGCACCAUAAAUCUAAUAAUGAUGCUGUAAGAUUAUCGAAUAAAAGCACAUGCCAAGGUAGAUGGGCAAGGAUAAGGAGCACUGCCAGUUUUAUUGGAGGGGGCAAUGAAGCUUUUGUGGACUUGGACUCGCUCACUUAUGAUAGUAGUCUUGUUCCAGCAGGACAAUUAAUGUACAAACUUCCCGAAAUCGAAAGAAGUCCAUCCAUUCCUGUCAAUCAACUGUGCUGUCAGCAGAAUUCUUCAUCAGCUGCAUGCCCAACAGCAUGUCUGCCACCCUCUGAAUCUGGAAGCAAUGUGCACUCCAAGAUUAGUGCACUGCAUUCUCCCAGAGUAUUGGCUGCUGCUCAGACGCUUUGUGACAUUGCAAGUGAUAGCUCAAAUAGGAUUUCAAACGGAAUGUUGAAAUGGUCAAAACAACCAUUCCAAAAAUCCAUGAAAGCUCGCAAGUCAAGAUCUAGUGAAAAACCCGAGGAGUUUAUGACACCCAAGUCAGAGACAUUAGUCAAUCAUGUAGUCAAGAGCAUAGAGUAUGGAUCUUCUUCAAAAAAGCCCAAAAUCUCUGUGGUUGAACGGAGAGAAGAAUUUAGUCACAUUCAUGCAGUUAUAGGACUGAGUUCUGUUUCUGCUCCAAGAUCAAACAGAACAUCCCCAAGCAGAUUGUCUAGGGAUUCUGUUACAGAAGCUAGAAACAACUUUGUGAAACCACAAUUUAUGGCUCCCCCACCUCCUCUUCCAAGGGUUUUGGAUAGGAGUAACCACAACCCACAGAAGUUGAGAAAAGUUUCGCCAAUGGAUUGGAACAGGACAAGAAGCUAGCUUGAAUGGAUCUAGCAGCUUUCAUCGGGAAGUUGUUCCUUGUAAUACCAAGAUCUGUUGUGAAGUUAUGACUGCAUAUGAAAUUUAGCUGAACAUGUUAGUUUGUAUAUAUUGUUGUUUAUGUGUAGCUCAGGAUUGAUGGUGGGGUCCUCCUUGAAGUGAGGCCCCAAAUUCCAGUGUUGUAACAUUAUAAGCUGAACAGAUUUUAGAGGUUCCUUUUUCGGGGGGGUAUUCUUUGCCUUGUACAGAGCCAUUCCAUGAGGCAAUUGUAAUUUCAGUUCCCUCUUUCCUGUCUGUUGCCAUUUUUAAUCUAUAACUAGUUACCUAUGUGCAGAAUUGCAAGAAUUAUCACUGAUAUAUUGAAUAACUGAAUUGUUGAUG